Messenger RNA from Rhipicephalus sanguineus (brown dog tick), 4835 nucleotides. RefSeq names its product small G protein signaling modulator 1. Gene Ontology annotation, biological process: activation of GTPase activity. Gene Ontology annotation, molecular function: GTPase activator activity. The transcript has 22 exons. The record is from RefSeq and is a predicted model, not a curated record. The coding region runs from base 267 to 3335 and encodes 1022 amino acids. NCBI's taxonomy places the organism in Eukaryota, Metazoa, Arthropoda, Arachnida, Ixodida, Ixodidae.
AACUCUAUGCGAGCGAAGGUUAUGCACCAUUUUGCUUCAAGAAGUUUUGAACACUUAUCAUAUAUCUAAGGGCUUUAUAAUUCUGUGUUCAAGGCCGUGGAGAAUCUCUGCGGGGAAACCAACGCUGAAACCGAAGGGAGCGCCGUGCCGCAUCAAUCAAGAGAGGUGGAGCGGGCCUCAGCUGUUAGCCUGAGACGAAUUGUCGAGCGUGCAAUCACGUGCGAUUUGCUGCUCCCAGCCGCGAGUGAGGUGGACUCGAAGAGAUUAUGGCCCUCGCGUCUGCGCCGGCCGCAUUCUCCAAGAGCGACUCGCCGACGCGCAUCAUGACUGUCUUCCGGAGCAAGAGCGAUGAUACCUCGGCCUCGCUGCUCAGCGAAAACGAGUACAGGGAGAAACUGCUACGGACUGUGAAGAAAGAGGUGAAACAGAUCAUGGAAGAAGCAGUGACACGCAAAUUUGUCCAUGAAGAAAGCAGCAGCAUCACUUCUCUUUGUGCGGCGGUAGAUGCAUGCCUGUCGCACGGUCUGAAGCGUCGAGCACUGGGCCUUUUCAAGACCAACUCGACCACAGCACUUUUGCACAAAAUGGCCAAGCACUUUGAGCCGGCCGCUGCCAUUGCCCGAGCAGUCACCCAGAUGGAAGCAGCAGCUGCUGCGGUGACCUCAGACUCUUCUACAACAGAGAGCCGCCUACGCAGCCAAACAAGUCGUCGCUCGUUGUGGUCGGCAAGCGGGCGAUACAUCUGGAUCCGGCUGGCACUCUUCGAGAAGCAGUUGGCUAGCAUUGUCGACCACUUGGUCCAUAAUUCCAGCAAGUACUACGAGAAGGAUGCCCUGGUGGCUGACCCUGUCUCUGGGCAAAUUCUGGCUUCCCUGCUUGUCGGUCCAUGUGCUCUGGACUACUCCAAAAUGAAGACGCAAGAUCACUUCUGGACUGACCCACCGGCCGAUGAGCUGGUGCAGCGCCAUCGGCUGUCCAGUGGGCUUCCAGCUUCGGCCAGUGCUGGGGGCUCUGGCACUGCAGGCACACCACCACCCACAAGACGACUGGGCCUUCAGUGUCGGCGUGACCUUCGUGGCACCACGGGCGGCAGCUCAUCCGAAGAAGGUGGUGGUUCUGUUGGCCGUGUCGUCGGCGCAUCGGUGGGAGGGGGCUGUGACCGGCUGGCUCGAGACUACGUCGAGUCGCUGCACCAGAACGCACGUUCCACAUUGCUGUACGGCAAGAACAACGUGCGCGUGCAGCCGCGGUGUCACACGGGCGAGCCCCUGCCAGGCUAUCUGUCGCUGCACCAGCAAGGUGGCACCCAGCUAGUCCUCAAGUGGACCCCCAAUCAGCUCAUGAAUGGCACAACCAGUGGGGACAGCUCAUCUGGGGACUCCCUGGGCAGCAGCCAGGACAAGAGCAUCUACUGGGAGUAUGCCCUCAGUGUCAACAUGGAGGACAUUGUGUACCUUCAUUGCCAUCAGCAAGGUGACUCUGGGGGCACCCUGGUGCUGGUGGGGCAGGAUGGAGUGCAACGCCCGCCCAUGCACUUUCCUCGAGGUGGACACCUGCUGGCGUUCUUGUCGUGUCUCGAGAACGGGCUGCUUCCGAACGGCCAGCUGGACCCACCUCUGUGGACCCAGCAGAGUGGCACAGGCAAGGUGUUUCCACGGUUACGUCGUCGCAGGGCAGCCCAAGGUGAAGAAGAAGAGGGCAGCACCGACUUUGUCUUUCGAGUCAUCACUUCCCUACGGCCGCACUCCCUUGAGGACCUCCUCGAAGGAGGCCCCACUCCUACGGCAACCACGGAAGCAGCUCGCGCCAGUCGCCUGCUGGAGGCACGCUCUUCUUCCUCCCGCUCGAGUGAGUCACCACCACCCGAGGAGGAAUCACCUGGACAAAGGGCUCAGGGGCAAUCAUUGCAGCUUUUGUGUGACACCAUGAAGAAGCAGAUCAUUUCAAGGGCUUUCUAUGGAUGGCUGGCACACUGUCGGCACCUGCGAACGGUGCGCACGCACCUGUCGGGGCUGGUGCAUCUGACGAUUGUGUCGGGAGAAGGCGCCGAGGGUGGUUUGACGCAGGAGGCGUGGCAGCGCCUGUCUGCAUCGGGUCGCCUGGAUGACCCCCAGCAACUGCACCGGCUCGUCUACUUUGGGGGCAUUGAGCACCAAGUCCGCCCUCUGGUGUGGCCGUACUUGCUGGGCCACUAUGCCCUGUCCAGCCUGCCAGAGGAGCGGCAGGAACGAGAUGCAAGCACCCAGGCCCAGUAUGAGGCCACGCUCUCUGAGUGGCUGGCAGCCGAGGCCAUGGUGCGCCACCGGGAGGGACUGCACACCAAACUCUCCUCAGAGAGCACCACCUCCGAGAUACCACUCAUUGGUCCUAAGGACACACACUUGAGUAACGAGGUGUUUGAAGAUGGCAGCAGCGAUGGUGGAGGCUCCAUGGAUGCUGCUGCCCAUGAUGAAGCGGUGUGUGAAGGGGAAGAUAUUGCGUGGGAGGUCGACAGCAGCCACAGUCCGGCCCACAUAGGCACUGGCCAACAGUCAGGGGUUGAAGAGGAGGGUGAAGGGGAUGCUCGGCCUCCCGUCGAUCCUCUGCAGUUGCUGCAGCCACCAGUUGUCGAUGAUGAGUCCAGCUGCGUGUCACCGGCUUCUUCCAGUGGAGGAGUCUAUUCAAGUGAUCUGCUGGACCUGUUCUCACUCAACCUGCACCGCAUCGACAAGGAUGUGCAGCGCUGUGACCGCAACUAUGCCUACUUUACCACAGCCAACCUGGAGAAGCUGCGAAAUGUUAUGUGCACCUACGUCUGGGAACACCUGGAUGUAGGCUAUGUGCAAGGAAUGUGUGACCUCGUUGCUCCCCUGCUGGUGAUCUUUGACGAUGAAAUGCUGACUUACAGCUGCUUCUGUGAGCUGAUGAAGCGAAUGGCAGCCAACUUUCCCCAUGGGGGUGCUAUGGAUCACCACUUUGCCAACAUGCGGUCACUUAUUCAGAUUCUAGACGCAGAGAUGUUCGAACUGAUGCACCAGAAUGGAGACUACACGCACUUCUACUUCUGCUAUCGAUGGUUUCUCCUGGACUUCAAGAGAGAGCUUGUCUACCAGGAUGUGUUCAGCGUCUGGGAGACCAUCUGGGCUGCCCAGCACGUCGCCUCCAGCAACUUUGUACUCUUUAUUGCUCUGGCCAUGGUGGAGUACUACCGCGACAUCAUACUAGAAAACAACAUGGACUUCACGGACAUUAUCAAGUUUUUCAAUGAGAUGGCCGAGCGACACGACGCCAAGGCCGUGCUACAGAUCGCUCGCGAGCUUGUGCUGCAAAUCCAGACGCUGAUUGACAACCGAUAGGAGAAUCUUGCCUUCCCCAACUAUGGUCUAACAGCAUCAUCGUACCCGUCGGCCCUUUCUCUGAACGUUGAUGUGACCCUUGAACUGGUCAUGUGCAGUGAGUGCCACGGGGCUACUCUCCACAGAAUCAUCUGCGAGAGCGUCCUGCCCGUACAAGGUGCUCCCUAUAUGAAGCUCGUGCUGCUUGGCAAACUGCAACAUUAGGCAUGAAAAUUAAGAUAACACAUAACAUGGUGCAAUAUACCUACAGCCCCUGCCAUAAUCGGGGCUUUGUUCAAUCUUGCGGACCCCAAAGUAGUAAAUAGUAGUAAAAGGAGCCAGUUCAAUGAACAAGCAAUUGUUACAAGCACACAGUAUUUGAGGUCUUCUACUGCAGCCUUUCACACGGUUAAGGUUCAUUCAUUUUCCUUUUGUGAGCAAGGAUGCUGUAGUGAAGACAAAGUAAUGUUAUUGCUGAUGUACAGCGUGCUUCUACUGUGCUUUCCCACAUGAAGUGGCACUGGCUGCCUAAUUGUUGCCAAAGCGCUUCUUGUCAUACCUUUUCGGACUCUGUGAAGCUCGUGCAUAUUUUUAUGAGUUGUAAAUGAAAGUGAAUCAUGUGCCAUAAGAGCAACUUUGAUACGAGUCAUUAGCAUUCACUUUCCGAAGACCUUAGUCUGUGCCUGCCGGCUCUCAUGCCCUUGGUGUACCUCCUUUAUGCUUAUCCGACUAGCCUGCACUAGUGGGUGGGCCGAGCGCAAUAUGCUCAGUUUAAACUUCAGUGCUGUACUCUGUGAGCAUGCUGAGUUGGGCAGAGAAUGGUCAUGACUAACAUUGCAUUUGUGGUGCUCACAGAAGCAAACUCUGUGCCCUUUCUUGUAAAACAAUAUGUUUCUUUGCUCUGGUUGGUAAAAACCUGUUGUGCCCACAUUGGAGCAAGUGACAUGAUCACCGCCUGAAAGCCUGCAUUUAUCACCCAGUGAGUUAUUGAUAAGGCUAACUGGAUGCACCAUACAUGUAGUAUAAUGCUAAUCUUUGGCACCUCAUACUUCUGAGCCUAUACAUUCUGGUGAACUCUGAAUGUCCUGCAGUGCUCCAGGUGCUUUGUUCUGUACAUUGGAACCAUAGAACUGUCGGGCUUAAAGCUUUUCACAAAACUAUAUAUUACUGUUGAUCAUAAAAAUAACUUUUUGUGCAGAUAGUCCAACACAACUAAGGCAAGUCAGGGGAAGUGCUUGUGGUGGCCUAACAAUGACUUCUAAGAAACACUCUAUUUGUGAUUGUAAAUGUCAAACUAGCUGUAAGCUGGCAUUACAUACUAUAGUGUUCAAAAAGAAGGAAAAGAAUGUUUCGUUACAGAAAGUCAUUCAGAAGAAAUUCGGCAGAUGUCACGUACCGUUGGAAUCUAUGUAAUGCGAAGCGUGCGGUGGGAAGGUGAAUGUGGCGUAAUUCUAUACAUUGAGCGAGACGUUACAAAAUGGCGCUAAAGAUAGGUGCAAUUGGCAUACGCACACACACAUG